This is a messenger RNA of Trichoderma harzianum CBS 226.95, 444 nucleotides long. RefSeq lists its product as hypothetical. The record is from RefSeq and is a predicted model, not a curated record. The transcript has a single exon. NCBI's taxonomy places the organism in Eukaryota, Fungi, Ascomycota, Sordariomycetes, Hypocreales, Hypocreaceae. Bases 106 to 339 code for a protein of 77 amino acids.
GGAUACUGAAUUUAUGGGGGGCCUUUUUUAGAGUUGGACAUCAUCCGGGGAUGGAUUCUGGCGACAAUUUGUUAUUCUGGAAGGUCCAGUAACGGGCAGUAGUAUAUGAACAUGAUUCCCCUGCGUUUAGUUGCUAUUCUAGCCUUUCUUUGUUUUGCUCUUUUCGAUUCUUUUAUUUUCGGAUGCAAGUUGGGCUAUAUUAGAGACCAAUGUAUAAAACGGAGCAUCUCUUUUAUGUUUCUUUCUUCUCUUUUAUUUCCGUUUCCUGAAUUGCCUAGGUACUACCGUAUGCAUGGCAAUGGCUGUGGGAUGAGAGUUGCGGGCGCAUGUCGCGGCUAAGGGGGAAUAACCGUACGAGUUAUGUCGCAUAGACUUUUUGAUAACGGCAUCAGCUGAAUUGAAAUACUACGAAUACAUAUCCGCGCCUGAUAUUCUCUGUCUUCG